AUGAUUGAAAUGAUGGAAACUUCGCCUGAAAUAGCCAGAGCCUUAUUCAAAGGCGAUCAGUCUGCAUUUUGGAGAGAGCUAGCAGAAAACCUUAACUCUGUAGGACCUCCGAUUAAAGCUGCAGGAACGUGGAAAAGGAUAUGGUUCGAUUAUAAAUGUGCGGUUAAGAAGAAGUUGCGCGACAACAGAACAUCGUUAAAUGCAACGGGAGGAGGUCCAUGUCGCACGAAACCCCUGAACGAAUUGGAGGAGCGAGUUGCCAACCUGACCAAUUUGAAAGCAACUGUGGCAGGCAACAGCGCAGCUCGAUUUGGAAUCAGCAGGCCCAACAACAACAGCAACAACAACAACAGCAGCAAUAGCAAUACUAUUGAAUACCAAAACCAAAGCGAAAGUAACCAACAACAAGAGGAGCAACCCGAACAACAGGAACAACACGAACAACAGGAACAAUUUGAACAACGAAAUAGACGAAUUGCAGGACAAUCUACUAGCAGCAAUAGAGGAAACCGAAAACGCAGGAACACAGAGGCAGUUAUGGAGCAGAACAAGGCAAUGCUGGACAUGAUGGCAAAAUAUGUGGAAGUACAGGAAAAAUCAUUGAAGCUGCAAGAAGAGACGAACAAUGCGCUGAAGGAAUGCACACAACAACUUAAAGUAUUUAACGAUUUGUUAACCCAACAUAAUAAAAAUAAUUAA
This is a messenger RNA of Anopheles moucheti, 699 nucleotides long. Its product is annotated as protein kinase 4-like. The record is from RefSeq and is a predicted model, not a curated record. The transcript has 3 exons. The coding region runs from base 1 to 699 and encodes 232 amino acids. Lineage: Eukaryota; Metazoa; Arthropoda; Insecta; Diptera; Culicidae.